Molecule: messenger RNA, 3206 nt
Organism: Ceratosolen solmsi marchali
Lineage: Eukaryota; Metazoa; Arthropoda; Insecta; Hymenoptera; Agaonidae
Gene: DZIP1
Product: DAZ interacting zinc finger protein 1
Exons: 10
Coding region: 24-3185 (1053 amino acids)
Biological process (GO): cilium assembly
Cellular component (GO): ciliary basal body; cytoplasm
Source: RefSeq, a predicted model, not a curated record
AUUAUAUAUAAAUUGAGUCAACGAUGGCAUUUUCAUUCAGAGCUGGCACAAAUUGGUGCCACGACUUCCCUAAGCUCGCUCGUGAAUCUGGCUUUUAUUUUAAUAUGCAUGCAACUAGAGUGCGAGUUGAUUGGAAUCGCAUAAGUUCUAUUGAUAUAGAUCGAGUAAUAAGAGAAAGAGAUUUUCAAAUUGUCGAUGAAAAUGUCAACAAUGUCAUUGAUUAUUACUUGGAAAGCGAAUAUGACGUUAAGAUUUUGGAUCCAAAUUUUGUUAAAUUAUUUCGCUUAGCGCAAUUGGCUGUUGAAUAUUUAUUAUAUUGCAAACAAUAUUUAGAUCAAAGUGUUGUUAUUUUAAAAGAAGAACUCAAAUACAAAAUUGAAGAGAACAUUAAAAUGAAAGAAGAAGUCAUGAAAUUACAAAAUUCAAUUAGGGACAUUAAAGAGAAACUUAAAGAAAAAAAUAAAUGUAUAGAAACAAAGUCCGACAUACGUGGAGAAAUUCAUAAAUGCCCAUAUUGUCCAAAGACAUUCAUAUCAGCGUCAUUUGCAAAUGCUCAUUUAAUUCGACGACACUCUAAUAUUUCCGAGGCACUGUCUAGCUCAUCACCAGUAAACGAUGAAUACAGAGCCGAGACUGAAAAAUUGCAUAACGAAAUAAAAACUUUGAAAGAACGACUGAAUCAAACCGAGCGAGUUAUUAGAAAUGAAUCUAACAAGCUGACUUUACAAAAUGAAAUAUCAAACAAAGAAAAGGGAACGGAUUUAAUGAACGACGGUGUUUCCUUACAAGGGGAGCAGUAUAGAAGAUACCAAGAUGAAAUGAGUGAUUUGAAAACCAUGCUGUUUACGGAAAUUAGAAAUAUUAAAAAGAAAGAAAACAACUCAAAUCAGCAUGAGAAUGCGACGAAUCACGAAGGGAUUAAAGAAUUGGCCAAUCAACAAGAAAGUGAAAUUCAAAGAUUAAAAAAUCAAUUACAAGAACAUCUAACAUCGAAUAAAAAUGAAGUUGAGGUGAAGCUAUCGAAGCAAGAAGAAUAUUGGAAGUCGAAAAUUGAGCAUCUUGAAAGCCAACAUCGCAGCGACAUUGAAAAUCUAUUUGGUCAAAUGAAAGUAACGCAAGAAUCUGCAAUGAAUAUGAAAGCCGAGUACGAAGGAAAAGUUUCAUUUUUGGAACAACAAUCCAUCGAUCAAUCGAAAUUACUUACUGCUCAAAGCGAGCAACUUAAAAGUCUUACGAAAGAUAUACAAGGCGCUCAGAGCAUAAAAUCUACGGAAAAUGAUAUCGAAAUUAAAAAAUUCGACAAUCAACGUACGGAAUGUAUAAAUGAAAGUGCCGUCGAUAAAAACAAAGCAACAUUGAAAUAUAAAAAGAUCAAAGAUAAUACUAAACAACCCACUAAUAAUCUCAAAUUCAACGAAAGCUAUUAUAGACUGUUGAGGAAUAAAAAAGGUGAGGCAUCGCCCAGAAUGAAGAGUCACAACAAGUUAUCUGGAGAAUAUCAUUCUUUAAAUCAGAAAGACAAGAAGCCCGAAAGGGGUUCGCUUUGCAAAAUUAUGACAAAAGCCGGCAUGCGAUAUUCCUCUUUAAAUGAGUCAGAAUCAAGUGAAAGCAGCACCGAUAUAGAAUCGGAAUUUGAGUUUGAAGAAGAAACGGACGGAGACACGAGCUAUGAUGUAACACACACCAGUAGCACCAACGAUGAAAUGCAAAAAGAAAUGGGAAAUAAAAUUAUUCAGCGAACCAGCCCCCGUCUCUCGUUAAAAACGAAUACAUCUUCGGUAUCAGUUGAGAUAAUCAAAGGAGAAUUGCAAGACGCUUUUGAAAGUAAAUUAAAGAAUUUAGGAAUCGAUCCGGAAUGGAGUACAAUACCAAUAGCUACAUUUAAUGAAAAAAUGGAGAGCAUUAAGCAUCAGCAAAAUAUUUUAUCUAAAAAACAUCCGAAAUAUGAACAGAUACGUCGAAAAUUACUCGAAGAAAUCAUUAGAAGAAUAAACGUGAGUGAAAAAUGUCCUAAGAGAUUCGAAUUAGAAAAAAAAUCAUUUUUAAAUAAAACGAUGAAAAAUGUCAAGUCAAAGGCAUUGAAAGCAUUUCAUGACUUUAAAGUACAAAAAAGCAAUGAUACUUCGACGUCGGUCGUGAGCUCAAAAAAUUCAACACCCAGAGAGUCUCAAACAAUGCAUAAGUUAAGCCUUGAGCUUUUACCAAAUAAACCGACUCAACUGGAUAUCCAAGAAAUGAAACGACAAAUUAAAUCUGAAUCGGAUAAAAAGCAAAAAAGAUACGAACCAGUGACGAGAUCAAAAAAAUCCAAUUUUCAUAAUAAAACAAAGAUGAACGAAACAGUGGUAGAACCAGUCCUGGAACCAUCCAAGUACAUAAAAAAGCUACAUCGUUCUUAUCAAAGUAUCGAAGAGUUCCUAAAAGAUAUUAAAGAAUCUCCAAAAUUAGAUAUGCCAAAUACAAAAGUGGCUUUAUCUCCUUCGUCAACUAUAAAGUCGAUACUCGAGGAUUCGAGUCCUGGAGUUAAUGAGAGCGAGACAACGAAACCCGAUACCACGUGGGCUCCGGCAUCACCAAAAAAUAAUAAAAGCGUUCUUAAGUCAACGAGUGGAUCAAUGGGAAACAUAGUGAAAAAGAAAGUUCUUUUUGAUUUAGAAAAAGAUAGCACCUCCGAAAAAAAGUGUACUUCAACAAAAUCCAUCGGCGAAAUUAUUGAAAAGGAAUACAAUGAAAUUAAAGAAUUUAAUGAUAUUGGCUGGGAUUUUCCAAGGUUUUGUGAAACCUUUAGUAUCGUGGAAGAGCAAGAGCGAGUAACUCGGAAGAAAAGUUCGAGUACCGAGAAUAUUCAAUUAAAAACUUCGCAAAGUGAAAAAAUUGCUGAAAUUUCGAGAAAAAUUCAAGAGAAGCUCGAAACUGCACGUCGCAAACCACUUGGAUCGAUAGAGGCUAUGUUUUCAUCUAAGACACUAUCAGCUGAUAAUGAUAUAAUUGAAAUGACCCACAGUAAACAGAGUUCAAUGGACAUGAUGAAUUCCAUAUUGGAUUAUUCAACUAGUCAAGUUGAUAUCAAAGCUCAAAGUAAUGCUAGUCAAGUGCCUCCUCGACCUGCACCUCGCAGGCAAUUAUUCGAAACCAAAGAUAUUGAUUUGAACACAAAUAUAAAUGAUUUAUUACCAAUUGAUUGAUACAAGGUUUCCUAUGAAAGA